This is a messenger RNA of Racocetra persica, 153 nucleotides long. NCBI's taxonomy places the organism in Eukaryota, Fungi, Glomeromycota, Glomeromycetes, Diversisporales, Gigasporaceae. The record is from the annotation of a GenBank genome assembly.
UUAUUACUUCAUACUUCAAUGAUCAUACAAAUUAUUCAUAUCGACGCUUUUUAAAACUUUAUGAUGAAACCAUUAUUGCUUCGUCACCCCCGUCAAGCGACUGGAAAAUCCUUGAUAAUUCCUGGGCUAGUGCUUUUUUGAAAAAAGCAAAAA